Molecule: messenger RNA, 1815 nt
Organism: Myotis daubentonii (Daubenton's bat)
Lineage: Eukaryota; Metazoa; Chordata; Mammalia; Chiroptera; Vespertilionidae
Gene: SDCBP2
Product: syndecan binding protein 2
Cellular component (GO): plasma membrane; cytoplasm
Molecular function (GO): protein binding
Source: RefSeq, a predicted model, not a curated record
UAAGAAUCUUUUAACCUCCAUGAUAACUCUGUGAUGCAUGCAUUGUUCCCUGCAUUACAACAGAAAUGACGUUCAAAAGGGACUUGUCCAUGCUUGUUCUCACAAGGUCCUGGCUCCUGCCCUGCCCUGCCUUUCCUGGGCUGGCUCGGGAGCAUCUGCAUUCUCUGAAGAAGUCCCCAGCUUUUCUCUAGCAGGCAGGACACCCUGAGAGGAGGAGGGGGUCUGUGCCGGUGGCCUAGCAACAGCCUCUUUCCGACUCACCAUAAUCCUGGGCUAAUUUGGCCUUCCAGGAGCUAUUCCUUCUGAGGCUCUAGCCCACGCUUCCCUCCUGCACACUGUCUUCUGAGAUGGAUGAGUUGUCCACAGAACAAGUGGGAGUCCCUUGCCUCAGCUCUUGGGAACACAGUGUUCCAGAGGAGUGUUCUCACCCCGAGUCCAAAGAUGCGGCUGAACUCUGAGGACCUGACUGCCGAUGUGUUGGUGUUUCACGGAGCAGCCAUGUCCACUCUGUACCCAUCUCUGGAGGACCUGAAGGUGGACCAAGCCAUUCAGGCCCAGGCCAGAGACACCCCCAAGAUGCCCAUCCUGCCUGUGCAGGAGACACCUGUCCCCCAGCCUUCAGUUUUGUACCCAAACCUGGCAGAACUGGAAAAUUAUAUGGGUCUUUCCCUCUCCAGCCAAGAAGUCCAACAGAACCUGCCUCAGAGUCCAGACGGUGCCAGUGUAGGUAUCUGUCUCUUGCCUGAAGGCCAGCGGGUGGCGCCGGUGUCCGGGAACAGCCUGGGCGUGCGGCGCGCGGAGAUCAAGCCCGGGGUGCGUGAGAUCCAUCUCUGCAAGGACGAGCGCGGCAAGACGGGGCUGCGGCUGCGGGCCAUCAACAAGGGACUCUUCGUGCAGCUGGUACAGGUCAACACCCCUGCAUCCCUGGUGGGGCUGCGCUUUGGGGACCAGAUCCUGCAGAUGGACGGGCGCGACUGUGCCGGGUGGAGCACAGACAGAGCGCACCGGGCAGUGAAGAGGGCUCCAGCAGAGAAGAUCGUCAUGGUGGUUCGGGACCGGCCUUUCCAGCGGACGGUCACCAUGCACAGGGACAGCACCGGCCACGUGGGCUUCAUCAUCAAGAAGGGGAAAGUGGUCUCUGUGGUCAAAGGGAGUUCCGCGGCCCGCAACGGGCUCCUCACCAACCACUACGUGUGUGAAGUGAAUGGGCAGAAUGUCAUCGGGCUGAAGGACAAAGAGGUCACGGAGAUUCUGGCCACGGCCGGGAGCGUCAUCACCCUGACCAUCAUCCCCACCGUGAUCUACGAGCACAUGGUCAAAAAGUUGUCCCCGACCCUGCUCCGCCACACCAUGGACCACUCCAUCCCAGAUGUCUGACGUCACGGGCAGCUCCGCCCUCCCUCCUGCGGAAUGCAGAGGCCUCAGGACACAGGUUUCAGGUUUCGGAGACCUGCUGCCUGAGCCGGAUGUCCUGACGGGGUGCGCUGGGCGGGUGUGUGUGUGUGACCGCAGCGCACAUCGUCUUCAUGUGGAGCACAGCCUCCUCGGAGCCUGACUUGCCCGGACUACGGCGGGCCAGGGCCACAGGCAGCGGCUUGCGCGGGUUUCCGUGUCGCGGCAGCCGCCUCAGGGCCUCCGGAAGGGGCAGCUGGGUCCCUUUUGAGACGUCACCUCUACCAGAAGGACAGUCCACAUUGAGAGAACAGAAGCACAUUCCUUGUGAGAAUUUUUCCCUUUACUUGAUCUUUGACACACACUGUACAUGGGUAGAACUCCUCACCUAUCUUUUGAAUAAAGCUUUGAUUUUAAAUAAAA